This is a messenger RNA of Leptinotarsa decemlineata (Colorado potato beetle), 558 nucleotides long. RefSeq lists its product as uncharacterized. Lineage: Eukaryota; Metazoa; Arthropoda; Insecta; Coleoptera; Chrysomelidae. The record is from RefSeq and is a predicted model, not a curated record.
AUGCCAGAGAGCAGAAGCAGGUCGCCUUUGACGCCUUCCCCGUCGAGGGAGAUGAAGGGGAUCAGGCUGUUUCGUGCCAUAGGCAGGAAACUAGUGAGACGUUCCAACGAAGACAUCCUCUAUCCAGAAGAACCGGAUUGCCGAUCAUCGAGCUCAGAUUCUUGUUCUUCCACGUCCACCAACCGGAGUUCGAGAAACAGAAAGGGAGCUAACUCAGGUGACUCGGGAUUCAGAUCGUCGUCUCCAAACCAGAUGUCAAGUAGUUCUAGUGAAUCUGGAAGUGACAUUCAUCAAAGGCCUAGACAUCACCACUCGACUUCAGCUGAGAGUAUCAGGAAAGUGUUCCAGAAUUUAAGUCUAAAUGUACGUUCCAGAAGCUGCACCAGCAACAAGGAGAAGAGGAAGAGCAAGAAGCCUGCUCCGAAGAGGAUACUGAGGCAACCAGUGACUUAUACUUAUGUGAAAGGACUUUCAGGUUUACCCACGCAGAGGAUUCCCAUGAAUAACAAACUUUUUACCUCGUGCAGGUGCACCAUACAGUCAGGUUUGAACAGAUAA